Molecule: messenger RNA, 4353 nt
Organism: Haliotis rufescens (red abalone)
Lineage: Eukaryota; Metazoa; Mollusca; Gastropoda; Lepetellida; Haliotidae
Exons: 8
Coding region: 561-2774 (737 amino acids)
Source: RefSeq, a predicted model, not a curated record
UGAGCAUUCGGACAACUUCCGUCUCGCGCGGGGCGGGGGUGGACUUCCGGUUUCAAUGUCGACAGCUUACGAAAAUGUAUGCCAAUGUUUACCAUUUGAAAACAUUGCAUUCAUUGUGAACUCGACACCAAUGACGAUGUAUCCAUAGUGUUACAUCAUGCUGCAUCGUGUCAAGAUGCAUCCCCUAUCUGGCUAUAGCGGGACGUAGUAUGACUGCUGAAAAACAAUCUGAUAGCACUGGCUGGUUCAGUGCUUUCAAUCACAGCUGGAACUGUAUAAAAGUCUGUGUCUAAUACGUAUAGUGCUGACCAAUAUUACUAUUGCCAUAACUUCUAAUUAUUUUGGUACAAUCCCUGCUGGACAGAAGAAAUUAAUAAUCUGAAACGUCUUCCUUGAUUCUAUCAAAAGCUGAUCUUUCAUAUUUUCAAAACCAGUUUUGAUGUUUAUACAAAGUUUUCACAUAUUUUUGACAUUGUCCAUUCAAGAUUGAUUUGAUUUCAUCAUCAAGAUAUCGUGUACACUUUAUUUAUAGCAACAAGUUUCUUAAUCAAUCUGUCUAAAUGGAAAAUUUAAAGAAGCAUCUUUUCCCCAGUAGCCGGCCUGCAGUGGGGUCUGAAACUAGAUCAGUCUUUCAUAUUGAUAAUGGUAGUAAUGACCAUUUGAGCAAAGAAGUGCAGGAAUGUUUUGAGAGUGUUGAAGAGUUUAAAAAUGCUGUCAAGAACUUGGAUGGUGCUGGAACCCACCUGACAGAGUCGCUGACGAAGGCACUAAAGGAGACGCAACACCAGAGCAUUGCAGAAGAUUGCGGUGUAGCAUUCAGGGAGGUCUAUGCAUGUGAUCAGACUGCAUUUGUGUCUCGACAGCUACAGGACAUGAGCUCCGCUCUGUAUGACUUGAAAGCAAAGAUGGAUGAUGCCACAGCAGAUAAUAUGGCUGCUGAAUAUGCUCAGACCUUGUGUAAGGUGUUACUGGUGUUCUUGAAAACCCAGCAAACGUACCACAAGCUCUGUAGUGACAGGAUGAUGGAUCUGGUUCAGAAACUAAACAUGUCAAAAGGAAUCCAAAAUCAGGGGGAGAUAACUGAACACUUUUUGGCCUUGCUGACCACGACUGUGGACAAAUCACAGAACAAAAUCCAUCUGAAGAACGGCAGCAGUCCAUCCCAAUCGCCCAAAGGGAGCCCCAAGACAAAGAAAGCUGUGAAAGGUCCAGAUUCACCAAAACCCUUGGCCAAACAAACAUUUAAGUCUUCAUUACUUUCUCUGUUUGAUCGAAAGCCUUCCCCUGAAGAAGGUAAAAGUGCCUUUUAUGUAGACAUGGGAUCUGAUGCAGCUGGCUGCUCGACUACAAAUGAGCUGGACUCUACUCAGACUGCAGGCAGCUCCGAGUUACUACAAAGGAGGCAAGAUCAAGCAGGAGCUCAUACAGAACAAAUCUCUGCCUCGAAAGAAGUUCCACAAGCUAACCUUCUUGGCCUUGACCUCGAUGGACCUGCUCAAGGGCACAGGAAACUGGAAGCCUCUGCUCAAGGUCACCCAAGGCUUGACAAUACAAGUCUUGGUUUAUCAAAGUUAGCUCUCAUGGGUCAAGGUCAGAUCCCAAAUACCAUAGGUCAAGGUCAUCUUCCAAGUGCUACAGGUCAAGGCCAACCAUUAGUAGAAUUGAUUGGGCUGCCUGAAUCAUGUGAUCCCAAGUUGGCUGCAGGCAGUCUUUUGAAACCCCAUCUGAUGGGUCUGGACCCUGCCCACCCGUCCCAUAUGAAUCCAGUGGUUGAUCCACGGAACUUACAGAUACAUGGGCUUCAGCCCCAACCAGGCGUGGGUGUGAUGCAGGUGAACUGUCAGUUGGCUUCGGAGGAGGAGCUGGAGAGCGUCAUCAACCUGCUGUCCGGCGUCAACUGUUCCAACUCGCCUAUGCAAGCAAUUCCCGAGAACCAAGUCCAAGGUCAAGUCCAGCUGACAGUGCCCCAGAUAUAUCGCAUGCCAAGUCCUGCCUCCGACUCUAAUGUUGAAGAGAUGAAACAUCCCAAAUAUCAGAUGCACCGACGUUCAGAAGGAUGUCUGGAUCUGUCCGGUGUGCGCGGAAACACCUGGCCACAUCAACACAGAGCUAGUCUACCGGCCGUUCAGUCAUUCCCCCAGCGGCCGAUGAUGGAUCCGUCGCGAGAUGCAACCAUGUACAUGCGUCAGUGCGCGCAAGAGAUGCACAUGCCAUAUCGUCCAAACCCAGCGUACAUAGCGACAGGCCCCGGACCUGGGCCGAUCAUGUCCACGUCACAGUGGUCCUUCCCUGGCAGUGGAACAUGGCCGGCCAUGCACACACAUGGGGGGUCUGACACGAUGAACAGCAGCUGGUCUGGUGUCCAGGACUCAAGUGACCUCAGUGAUGACUCCUCCAGUGGGGAACAGUUCUACGCUGUCGGACGGGACCUGGUGCAGGCCAUCGACUCCAAAGAGGACAGCAGUGACGAGGAUUGUGACAGAAGGCGGGGCCCCCCCAACUACCAGGGAGCUGUGGCAGCGGACCCUCAUGAUGUAUCGUCCAUGCACACCUGGCCUCCCAAACAGCAAUGGAGCCACUCUAACCUGUAUCUAAGCUCCGGUGUGGAGCAUCUGGAGCCUCCGGACAACAGCCAGUUCCAGCACAGACCCGUCCAGAUGCAGUGGAGUGACCCCAUGUCAUCUCGCAGUAUGUGGCCAGCCGGACCCCCUCCCCUUGGUAUCCCUCCACAACGUACCUCCCAAAGUAUGCAGGGCUUUGGGACUCUCCAGUGACCUUGACCUUUGUAGGUGGCCUUGACAUUUCAUCAUACUCACGUCUGCAUCAAGAGUUCAAAGGCUGCAUAAUAAUUCAGUUUUGUGUGAAUGCUAAAAGCAUGAAAUUCAAAAGCUACGUUGCAAAUGAUUGUUUGUUGUACUGUAUCUUAGCUCAUCAGUGAGGUGCUUGCUAGGCGUCAGAAUCCCUUUAUGAGGUUUACAGCCUUAAAAAUAUGUUUCUCAUCACCUGUAAGAAGACACAUUUCAUGACCAUACAUUUUUUUAAUGAUAAGCUAGAUGCAUCCUUACCUAAAGUGGGAUGCAAGAUUCAUGCUGUGAUAUCGGAUUGUAGCCUUAGAAAAGAUGAAAUCCAUUUGAGUCGUAAUUGUUUUCACAAAACAUUGAUUCAGUUUCCUGACCCUUGGAUUCCCAUGAAAGAACCAUGUGCCCACUGUGUUUAGCCCUGUCUGGAUUCCAGUUAGAAUAGGCUCCAGCAAUCUAAUGGCCCUGGGGGUCAGGCUCGUUGACAAGGUUGAUUGCAUGUCAUUGUAGCCUGGUGUGGCUUGUUGUUCACAAUAUCAGUCACUGCAUUGUCUGGUCCGGACUUGUUUAUUUACAGGCCACUGUCAUAUAGCUGGAAUAUUGCUGAGUGCUGUGUAAAACAACAAACAAACAGUGUUUUGAUUAUUCGCUGCAAAGGCAGACACUUGAGGAUGAUGAACAUAUAUUUACUUAAAGGUAGGGCUGGCUAUCGAUGUAGAUCUUAGAGAUUGAUCUUCCUUAGCUAAAUAUAGAUCAAUUAUAGAUAAAUAUUGGAUUAGUAAGUUUGAGGAAAUAUGCUAAAAGCUCUUAGGACAAACAGCAUAUUUCACAUCACUGGUGAGUGGUGACACACUUAUGCAUGGAUUACUCGGACAUUUAAGAUACAACAAAAUCAGUUGCUUUCCGUCUUUGGCAAUGGACAAAAACUGCUUGAGUAAAUUAGAACUUUAUUUCAUCACAAUAGUUUUUUUGAGAUAUUAUCAAUGACCUAAUUUUAAUAUUGCUUCACAUCAACGAUAAUUCUGAUUAUUGAUCUUUUCAGCCAGCCCAACUUGAGUUUGUAGUGUUACGACAGAUUCCAUGAAUUAGAUGCAUGGUUAUACAGUGAAUUCCUUGGAUACAAAGCUCAACAAUACGAUACAUGAUACAUUCUGUAUCGAUACACAUCUUUGCACACUUGUUUUCAUAUUCUGCACUUUAUUUUUCGCUAUGUAAGGUGCAUCUUUUUAUUUCACUCAUCGGCUAAGGGCUAAUAAAAAAAAAAUCAAGAAGAAGAAACUUAAAAAAUAAGAUUGUCUUGUUAUUCAAUAAAUGGACGUUCAUCCACUGUCUUGGAAGUAGGGAAGCCAAACAGUUAUGUCGUGUAGUAUCCUACCGAAGACCCACAUUCGAUUCCCUACAGCAGUACAAGGGGGCAUGGGUGGCCCAGUCGUCUAAGGCGCUGCGAUUUGCUGUGCAGAGUUGCGUCCCUUGGGCGCACCAGAAACCUAUGAUUGUGGGUUCGAAACCUGCCUCGCCCCGAUUAUGUUUCUAGGUUUGUCAGCACCAUAACCGU